This is a messenger RNA of Penicillium diatomitis, 1764 nucleotides long. RefSeq lists its product as uncharacterized. The coding region runs from base 1 to 1764 and encodes 587 amino acids. The transcript has 3 exons. The record is from RefSeq and is a predicted model, not a curated record. Lineage: Eukaryota; Fungi; Ascomycota; Eurotiomycetes; Eurotiales; Aspergillaceae.
AUGCCGUGCUUCAAGGGCCUCGCGGUGAGCAUCCACACGCCGGAUGGCCCCAUCUCCGAAUACUCCAUCCAGCGCCAAUCUCGAGCUUCGCGGAUAGCAUGCUUCAUCCCCGUUCCGCCUCCCAAGGUUCCAGACGCUUCCUCGACAGGGAAAGCGGAACAAUCCACCUUUGCCAUCUCUAUCACACUCUUGAAUCCCGGACAAGAUGUCCCAUAUUCGACCCCCAAGCCGACCGCGGAUUGUCCUGAUCCUAAGCCCAAGGUAGUCGGAGGCUUGCCCGGCCAGACCGGCGAGCGCGGACAGUAUUCCGGUUCGGUCGCACCCUACCAGUCCUUAACCAAUUCACCCAGCGAGACAGUCGCCGCCUACAUUUACUUUGACGGCAGGCAAAAGGAAGAGGUGGCCACACUGCUGCGAAGAGGGGAAGAGACCUGGGUCAACUCACGAUGGGUGAGCGUCCCGGAGUCCGAAGGCGGCGGUAUCGCCGAGCGCGAGUUCCUGUUCCGUGAAGUGGGACUGGAGCGAUGGCUCAACGGCCUCGAUCUAGAGGGUAAAGAUGUCGCCGCCAAAAUUGAGCGACGGCGGCAAAAGAUGGAGAAGCGCCGCGCUAAGCGUCUGCUGGAUGACGCGAACGGCAUGGAUACGGAAGCUAGCAGUUCUAAGCCCAAGGACAUCAUGCGCUACGGGAAUGAUGAGAAGUCGCCGCUCGAGACCAUUUCCGACGACGACCUCUCCUCGGAUACCGAUGACGAUGAUCCGAUUCCUGAGACGGCCGGUCAGAUCAAGGUCGCAUUGUUCCGCGUCUUGGCCUCGGGCGAGAUCAAGCGGGGUGAAUACUCCCCGCAAUUUGACGCUCAUGACGAUGACGAAGAAGGUGGCCAAGGAAACGGAAGCGGGAAUGGCGACGCUGACGUCGAUCACACGACCAGUUUUGCGAAGCCUAAGACUCUGGAUCCCAAGUCCAUCAGUACUCAGACCGUCACUGGAAUCGACCCUACCGACAAACCCUAUGCCACGUUCACAUUCAUGUACCGAGGCGAAAGGCAGCUCCAGAAGAUGGGGAUCCUCCAAGACCCCAAGGUCCAGGAUACGCCUGCCGUGAAGCGGAAGUCCCUCCAGGCGGACUUUGCUAGUCUCGGUCCCUUGAGAAACGAAGGCACAGUUGGGUUCUUGAACUUCCGGGAUCAUGAUACUCGCGCCAAGGGCAAGAAGGGCGAUGACGAUGAGAUGGAGAGUGAUGACGAGGAUACCGACAACCCUAUCCUGGGCAAAGCGGAUGAUGAGGAGGCCAAGGAUGAUGGGCGCUUCCUUUCUCCUGACGAUAUCAAGCGCCAGGGAGAACUAGCCGAGGGCGUUGAGAGGAUUCGUCUCAAGCGCCAACACUCUGCCGAGCCCGUCACUAGCAACAGUGCUUCGAUGACGGAGACUUCUGCGUCUGCCUCUGGGAGCCUUCCUCCUGUCAGUGAAGGAUUGUCCACCACGCCGCCCAAGUCCACUCCGGUAGAACCCACCGAACCCGCCCCGUCAGCCACUGCGGAUGCUACGGCCGGCUCUUUCAUUGGCAGCCCAUUGAAGAAACAACGGGCCAGUGUGUCGGGUGCCGACGAGAAUGCACUUCGUCGUCGGAUUGCUGAAUCCUCGGGUCGGAUUAAUGAGGUCCUGGGAGAUAACAGCGACAAGACGAUGUCGACUGUCACUGGUGACAACACUGUCGCCUCCGAACCAAUGAUGACCGCACUCCCAAAUGAGGAUGAGGAACUCUGA